AUGACCCCCAAGCCCAAGUCCUACGACGCCGACCGCCAGGCAAAGGGCGCCGACACCGUCUACACCGCCUCAAACGGCGCUCCCCACCCCCACCCCUACCAGUCCCAGCGCGCUGGCAACAACGGCGGCCUCCUCCUCCAGGACUUCCACCUUCUCGACCUCCUCGCCCACUUUGACCGCGAGCGUAUCCCCGAGCGUGUCGUCCACGCCAAGGGCUCUGGUGCCCACGGCAAGUGGGUCUGUACCGACCCCCUCGACGACCUCUGCAUUGCCGGUCUCUUCAAGAAGGGCGCCGAGUGCCCCAUCACCAUCCGCUUCUCCACCGUCGGUGGCGAGUCUGGCUCCAGCGACAACGCCCGUGACCCCCGUGGUUUCGCCGUCAAGUUCAAGACCGAGGAGGGCAACUGGGACUUUGUCGGAAACAACACUCCCGUCUUCUUCCUCCGUGACCCCACCAAGUUCCCCCACUUCAUCCACACUCAAAAGCGCCACCCCGCUACUCACCUUGGCGGCGGCGAUGACGCGACCAUGUUCUGGGACUACCUCAGCCAGAACCCCGAGUCUGCCCACCAGGUCAUGAUUCUCAUGUCGGACCGCGGUAUCCCCGACGGCUUCCGCCACAUGCACGGCUACUACGGCCACACCCUCAAGCUCGUCAAGAAGGACGGCACCUGGGUCUACGCCCAGUUCCACCUGAUCUCGGACCAGGGCAUCAAGACGCUCACCAACGAGGAGGCCGCCCAAAAGUCGCCCGACCACGGCCAGAAGGACCUGUACGAGGCCAUUGAGCGCGGCGAGUACCCCUCGUGGACCAUGAAGGUUCAGAUCAUGACGCCCGAGCAGGCCGUCGAGGCCUGGGAGAAGAAGCAGAUCAACGUCCACGACCUCACCCACAUCUGGCCCCACAAGGACUACCCGCUCCGCACCAUUGGCAAGAUUACCCUCAACGAGAACGCCAAGAACUACUUUGCCGAGGUCGAGCAGGCCGCCUUCUCCCCCUCGCACAUGGUCCCCGGUAUCGAGCCUUCGGCCGACCCCGUUCUCCAGUCGCGUCUCUUCUCGUACCCCGACACGCACCGCCACCGUCUCGGUGCCAACUACCACCAGCUCCCCGUCAACCAGCCGCACACCAAGUACGAGGGCUCCUCGUUCCAGCGUGACGGCCCGAUGGCCUUCUACAACCAGGGCUCGCGCGUCGGCUACCUGCCGUCGAUCGACCCGCCCAAGUUCUCGGACAAGCGCGUCGACCUCGACAAGGUGCACGGUGGCUUUGCCAUGACUGCCGUCAGCUACCUGUCGCAGAUCACGCCUGCCGACUUCAACGCGCCGCGCAACCUCUGGGAGAAGGUCUUCUCCGAGGGCGAGCGCAAGCGCUGGAUCGACACCGUCUCGGGCCACAUGUCGACCGUCAAGGACAAGGAGAUUAUCAAGCGCCAGAUCGCCAUUUGGCGCGAGUGCUCCGAGGACCUCGCCUCUCGCCUCGAGAAGGCCACCGGCGUCAAGGGCUACAAUGGCAUCAAGGGCAUGAAGUUCAACGGCUCCGUCAACGCCAUGGACUCCAACAUCAUCCUCGCCAACCAGAACUAUGCCGGCGGCCUCGGCAACGCCGGUCCCUCUGCCAAGCUCUAA
This is a messenger RNA of Trichosporon asahii var. asahii CBS 2479, 1629 nucleotides long. RefSeq lists its product as uncharacterized. The record is from RefSeq and is a predicted model, not a curated record. Gene Ontology annotation, biological process: hydrogen peroxide catabolic process; response to hydrogen peroxide. Lineage: Eukaryota; Fungi; Basidiomycota; Tremellomycetes; Trichosporonales; Trichosporonaceae. Gene Ontology annotation, cellular component: peroxisome; cytoplasm; mitochondrion. Bases 1 to 1629 code for a protein of 542 amino acids. Gene Ontology annotation, molecular function: catalase activity; heme binding. The transcript has 3 exons.